This is a messenger RNA of Saxophila tyrrhenica, 1962 nucleotides long. RefSeq lists its product as uncharacterized. Lineage: Eukaryota; Fungi; Ascomycota; Dothideomycetes; Mycosphaerellales; Extremaceae. Gene Ontology annotation, cellular component: membrane. Gene Ontology annotation, biological process: arachidonate metabolic process. The transcript is spliced from 2 exons. Bases 1 to 1962 code for a protein of 653 amino acids. The record is from RefSeq and is a predicted model, not a curated record.
AUGUCACGCGCAGCUUCUGACACACUCCCGGCGACUGCUCCCACAUUCACCAGCGACACAUCGCGACUGACCAACACCACGAAUCGCGGCCUUGCGCGCCGCCACACCCACCCGCGCAAGACAGACACCAUGGACGACGCAAGCCGACUCCGAAGAAAAGACACCACCAAAGGCCCGCCGCUGCGCAUCCUGUCGCUCGAUGGCGGCGGCAUCCGCGGCUACUCCAUGCUCAUCAUCCUCGAACGGCUCAUGCACAAGACGUACGUGGAGAUGCACGGCGAGGCACCAAAGGGCAACGAGAUCCCGCGGCCCUGCGACCAUUUCGACUUGAUCGCGGGGACAGGCACGGGCGGGUUGAUUGCGCUGAUGCUCGGGCGGUUACGACUGGAUCUGGAUACUUGCAAGAAGCUGUAUGUGAGCAUGACGAGGAGGGUGUUUGAGACGGACAAGACGUUUGCGGGGAUACCGUAUAAGAGCACGUUGUUCAAGGCGAGCAAGCUGGAGGAUGCGAUUAAGGAGUGUGUGAGGGCGCAUACUGUUUCGGAGAGAGAAGGGAAUGAUACUCUGGCGAAUGCGACGCCCAUGACAUCGGAUAUUCCGGGCUCGAGUCCUGCUAGUGCUGGAGGGCCACACAGAUCGCUGAGCCAGAGCAGUAGAUAUAGUUCAGGCAGCGUCAGCCCGACUGGAAGGCCCAUAUCGUUUGGAAGCCUGACGUUUGGCAAUGCGAAUGCGCUGCUGUAUGACCAGCGGGACAACCGAACCAAGACGGCGGUAACUGCGGUAUACAAGGGCACGAAUGUCACAACUCUCCUACGAUCGUAUGAUUCGCGAAAAGAGCCGGCGCCGGAUGUCAAGUGCACGAUAUGGCAAGCUGGCCGAGCGACUUCAGCUACGGCUAUGGCCUUCAAGCCUAUUCAGGUGGGCCAGUCAUGGUAUCUAGACGAGGGCGCAGGGAAGUACAAUCCCGCACCUCUGGUUCUUGAUGAGGCCGUGCAGAACGAGUGGCCUGGCAGAGAUGUCGGAGUGUUCGUGAGUAUCGGAACCGGCAAGCGACCAGCAGGCACCAACAACCGCUCACACGAAUGGUGGGAGGGCUUCCUCGGCGGUAGCGUUGGAGACUUCGCCGAUGCACGGAGAAGGCUGAUCGCAAAGCUGGAAGACUGCGAGAACACCCACCAAGACAUGGUCAACGACCGCCUCGCCAGCCGCGGCGUCAGCCCAGAAAACUACUACCGCAUGAACGUCGAAGUCGGCGUUGGCGAGUUCGGCAUGAACGAAUGGGCCCGCCUCUCCGAAAUCGACACCAACACCCGCACCUACCUCGCCCGCCGCGACGUCGACGCCAUCACCCAAGGCUCCGCCGCCAAAAUGGCAAAAAUCCACUUUGCCAAACAACGCCACGACCGCUCCGACACCCGCGGCAGCGACGCCGCCCACAGCAUGCCCCGCUACAGCUGGCAGAACAACGCCGACCAGCCGCUCCCCCUCGCGCAGCAGCAGCCCGCCGCGAACUCUUUUGCUGUGGAGCUGCCGGGCGACGACAUGUACUACCAAACCCAGGGUUUCCGCCCCGGCGCGCAGCAGUACAACCAUUCCCCGAGCAUCGCGGAUAUGAAGUACGCCGUCGUCAGCAACGACUACCACCACCCGCAACAACCGCAACCCACCUCCCCUCCUCAAAACCACUCCCAGACAUCCCCCCGCGGCAGCUACGACCGCCCCUCCCCACCCCCUUUACCGCCUAAAACUCCCAUCCAGAACCAAGCUCUCCCCUACCCGGACGCAGGGACUCCUCUGAGCGCGACGAGUGCGAUGACCCCGCAGAGCCCGCCGGGCUAUGGCCCGAGGACUUUUACGAAUAUGGGCAGGGGGAGUUUGGGGAGGCAGGGGUUGCCGUAUCCGGAUGUCGAGGGCCCGGCGCCGAGGGUGAAUCGGGGGAAUAAACCUACGAUUAGUCGGUAG